Messenger RNA from Aspergillus calidoustus, 4104 nucleotides. NCBI's taxonomy places the organism in Eukaryota, Fungi, Ascomycota, Eurotiomycetes, Eurotiales, Aspergillaceae. The record is from the annotation of a GenBank genome assembly.
ACUGUGCUGCUAAAAAAGGUCGGCUGCGCUGCGGUCUUUGUCCUACCCUUAGCUGCGCGUGAAAGGUGAAAGGCAAUUUGAUCACAAAGUCUGCUUUGUCUUGGACAAAAAAAGGUCGAGGCUUAGAGGCCAUUUUGCUAUUUUGGUAUCGAGCCUGCAUUGUCUCAGUGAGCGAUGCUCUAUUGAGCUUUCAGCGAGGAUGAGUAUAGCUUCAUUGAGCGGCCGCGCGAUGCAGCGCAAAUCAUACCCAGACAAGGAGCGCUCUAUCUACGACAAUGACCUAUUUGUUUCGCCCAUUUCUGAGCGGACACCAUCAUGGUCAGGGACUCGAUGGACUCGAUUCUUCCCUGAAUUAUCGUCGCAUUUCUCGCUCAUCUCUCCAGUUAGUACACACAACGACGACUAUCACCAACACAACAACAAUCGCCGGGGAUCUGGUUCUUUGAGCUCGAUCGCCAGCCACAGUCACAAGCGCCAUAGCUCCUCAGACUCGGAGGAUACCGAAUCGAAAACAGGCCCGUCCUCGCUAUGGUCGGACGAACUUGUUGAUGACGCUUCGUCCUGUUACAGUCGCAGAUCGUCCGUGACCAGUCUAGGCUCUGAGAUCUCCGCCUCCGCAUACAAGUCGCCCGACGCAUUCUCCAUCAUCUCCCCCGCACGAGCAGGCGUGUUCGACGACUCGGCCUCCGCGUACCGGUCGAGGCCCAGCAUGUCUUUGUCGAGGCGAUCACCGUCAUCGGCAGUCGAGUCGCGGGACAAACCGCUCCCCUGCGAACCCCCGAUCCAAAUGGCGCCGCUGUCCAUUCGCCGAAAAAAAAGACAGCCUGCGACAAUUCAUGAAGAUACCUUUGAUGAGCCUGCCGAGUCGUCGCCGCCGGCACACAAGCAGGGCGAGGGUAGCAGUACCCACCAACCAACCCUGUCACAGGCUGCAGAGGAACUCGAGAACGCACUUGCUGGCCUUGUGGAACACAAAGACGACGAGGCCCUGCCACGUCUCGAGGCGCCACUGCAGGUAAGCAGAGGGAACAUGGACAUGAUCGCCACGCGGCCUGCGCCCAUCCCUCCCCUCGAGGUGCACAAGAGUAUUCUUAAAGCGGGCAAGGCCUCUGCGGACGAGGAGGUGAGACACGCCAAGAAACCCCACAAAGUGUUCUCUUUCAGCGUGCCCGGCUUCAGCAGGAAACAGCAUAGCCAGAACCAUCGCCCGCAUUUUCGCUCCCUCAGCGGCUCCAGCGUCACUGUGGGCCUCGAGCGCAGGGUCGCUCUUCAGGAGGCCGCCGCCGCAAGGGAAGCUGCAAAGAAUAAUGGCGAUAAACAGGCAGCGUCGUCUGGGUUCCUCAGUCCACCGCUGCGCGCGCAGCGACCGGCGUCCGUCAGCAGCGAGCGGGAGCUGCGCUUGAAACUUCCCCGCCUUCAAACAAAGGAUGUGCGCUCGUCGGGCGUGCUAUUGAACAAUCCCUCGAAACCUGUCCCCGUGGUUACUAGUCCUCCUGGUGCUGCUGCUGCACCAAAUAUUGUGCAUCCUCUGCCAAAGCCGCGCAAAACAUUCUCGUUCGAGCCCGCGGGCACGAUGUCGAAAAACAUAUCGCAGCCUGUCGGCCCGUAUUGCGAGAUGGAGAUGGACUCGGGCCCGAUCGUCAUUUACGAGCUCGACGCUGGUCCGGCCAAAGAGCCCGUAUCGGCGCCGACCCCGUUUGUCCCGUCUGGCGAGAUGCCUGACUCCAUCCCAGAUGAUGUCGUCUACAUGAUUUUGCGACAGUGCAGCUCGCUACAAGAUCUGUUCAACUUCGCCGUGAUGAACCGGCAAUUCUAUCGUGUCUUUAAACUCCAUGAGCUCGAUCUUAUUCAGGCUUCCGUCUUUGCCAUGUCGCCGCCCGCUUGGGAACUUCGCGAGAUGAGCCCGCCCUGGGACUGCGAGUGGCAGGUCCUGUUUGACCUUGACGCACCUGUUCCCGAGUACAACGCUGCUCUAUACCUCGACCGCUACACCCGAGACUUGUAUACGCUGGUCCGACUCAAGUCGCUCAUCCUGGCUCGAUGCGGGACAUUCCUCCGCCCCGAAACAAUCCGCGGCCUCGCAGGCCUAGACGACGCGCGCGCGAGCGAAAUCGACAACGCCUUCUGGCGCAUCUGGUCGUUCUGCCGGAUCUUCGGGUGCGGAAAGGGCCGCGAGGGCGAUGUUGUCGGGCAGCUGGAUUGGUUGAAUGGCGGUAUCAUGGCGAAGAAUCAGCACGCUUCUGUCGCCAUGUCGAUCACCGAGCCGUUUGGUAUGAACAAUGUGCUCUUUGAGCCUCCGGAGGGCUUUGGGCGCGGGAACCAUGGCGGACUGUCGCAGAGUCAGCUUUAUGAUAUGACUGAGAUCUGGACUUGUCUUGGGGUGCUUCUUCAGCCGAUUCAUGAAAAGUGCGCCGAGGCGCGCAAGGCGGGGAUCUUCAAGGGUCAUGAUUGUCCGGAGAAGGAUGCUGCUAAGGAGCAGGCAGUGCUUGAGGAAUGGACCUCGUACAUCCUCACCCUCGGCCCCUCCGCCGUCCUUGCCCUCGGCUCCAUCGCAACAGUCGACAACGCCGACGAGAUCUUCCAGCGCGCACAGAGCAUGGGCCUCACAAAAUGGGAACACGACCCAAGCCGCUCAUUCUUCUUCCGCGAGGCCGUCUCAAAGGCCUACAAACCGCGCCAUAACCCACACAAAUCCCCACCUCUCGCCCAGUCUACCUCGAAUUCCUCGCGAUCUUCCCGCUCUAGCAGCGGUUCACCGACAAGCAGUAUGAUUGGCAAACCGCACCGCCGCAGACAAGCUGCGUACGCUGCACAACUCCGCAACCGCCGAAUCCAGAACAAGGCUGAGAUUGCUUACGCCGAGGAACGACCGAUCUCGAGCUAUGCGGAGAUCAUGAAUCGUCUCGCGGGUAACCCCCCGAAUCCGCAGUACUAUCGCACGCCGUUGCCUCCUCCCCCGCCCCCUUCGAUUCCUCCUCCACCGCCGCCUUCCAUGCACCAGCCACCAAACAACCACACGCACCCACCCUCGCAUAGCAUCCAAUCUCACAUCCAACCUCAAAAUUCAACUCACAACCCCCAGAUCCCCUACCACAACCCGCAAUCCUCUCCGCUACCACCGCCACCCGCGCAGUACAGACCCUACAUCGCCCCAGUCCAGCCCCUCCGCUCACGCAACGCACACCCACCGCCUCAAAUCCGCGACCCCGCCGACGCCGCAAUCGACAUGAUGGUCCGGGAACUCGGCUUUGCAGAAGAAGAUGCGAAGUGGGCGCUCAAGAUCACAGACACAGGCGAAGGGAUCAAUCCCAAUGCCGCGGUGUCUUUGCUCAUUCAGGAGUAUCAGCGCCAGAAUCCGGAUGGGUAUUUGGUUCCGGCGCAUGCGCAACAGGGGAGAGUCCCUGGGAGUCCUGCAGGUGCAAGUGGGAAUGGAAAUACGAGGAAUAGUAUUCUGGAAUCCGUGCUGAAUUCGAGGGAGGCAGUUGGGUCAGGCUGGAGAUGGGCUUAAUCUGGAGCUCCCUCCUCCUCGGCCUUUGCCACCCCAGCUUGAUUCAACAGGACCUUCUCUGCUCCGAACGACUUAUCUCUCAUGUCCUGACGCUGACGUCGACAUCCACGUUUACACCUGUCACUUCUUUUAUACAUUGGUCUAGAUUUGAUGUUAGCGCCUACGAGCUACUGAGCGAUCUUGCGUUUCCUUAGUGUCCUUUUUCUUGUGUUUCUUUCUUUCUUUCUUUUUCUUUUCUUUUUUUUUUUGGCCUGUUUAUUUCGCCGUUUUAGCCUCAGCCUUUUUGUUUCAGGACAGUUUGAUACCCUCUAAACGUGCGCAGUCUGGCAUAGCAUAUUUGUUUAGUUUCAGUUAUAAGUGUCUAUGAAAAGGGUUAGAUAGUUUCUUGGUUUGGCCUAAUUGAUAAUACAAUUGUCUAUACCAUUAUGAUACGAUCUCGCCUGGGAUCCAUGUUUCCCUGUCCUGUCCGCUUAUUGAGAGUGACUCGGGGCUUGUCAGUUAUUAGGGUCAAGAUCUCGGCGUGCCCUUACAUCCGUGCCACGACUCACUCACUACCCAACUCUGGCCUUACUAUUGGUUUUAGCUCGGGCUCUGGC